UUUUUACAAAGUUUAUAUCAACUCACUCUGUCUGUGUGUCUGGCCAAAAGUUUGUACACGUUAUUUCUCCGACACCAAAUCUCGGAUCAAGCUGAAAUUUUGCACAAUUAUUUCUUUUACCUGACAACACAAGAAUCAAUACAAAAAAUUAACCAAUUAUAUAAUUAACUAUUGGCUUGCACUGUCACCAUGACCAAGUCACUGCUGUAUUUGAUGCUGUGUGUUUGGUCGGUAUCAAGUCGCUAUGUGCAAAACAAGGGAAACUUUACACAGUACGAAUGUUUGACUGAUCAAAGUUGUGACGACUAUGACAACCUGAAGAUGUUCAAUCAUAAAAUCUACUGCUGUAAGCCAAGCCAUUCAAUUAUUUUUAAAAUGGAGAUCACUCAACCUGAUGCAAACUUUGAAAGUUGGCAAGAGCUAGAUGAACUACAGAAUACUGAGCAUGGAAGUAAAGAUUUUGAGGAUGAGAGGAAUUCAGUCGAGAGAGAGAAUGAAGCAAACAUGAAGUCACCUGACGUUGUGCCCUAUUCUGUAGUGGAGGAACAAAGGGAACACAAUGACAACUGGAAGAGACCUGAUUCAGAAGAUGAACAUUUUCCAACGACUUUGUACUUGGAUCUGAAGGAAGCUCCCAGACAACUAAGUAAGAGAGACCUGGCGCUGAAGGAAGCUGCUGAGAUGUUUCCAAUUCGUGUACCAACUGAGCGCUUGAACAGCGAGAAGAGGCUAAGACUGGCAGAACCGAGAUCCCAUCAAAGUUCAAGGACGACAACAACUUGUGUGUGUGACAGUGGGAGCCCAGAGAGCUUCAUGGGCUUUUUAAUGGGCAUUCUUCGAUCUUUGUGUUCUAAGGGGAUCUUUUGAUCAGUGCAUGAGGGCUUCUGUCUCUCCCAACAUGCCUGAUUUGAACAUGGAACACAUAAAACAACAUCUUUCUUUGUAUUUGUUACUCUUACAAUACUCAUUUCAUUGAAACUAAAGUUGAAAUAAAAACAAAA
Molecule: messenger RNA, 1001 nt
Organism: Biomphalaria glabrata
Lineage: Eukaryota; Metazoa; Mollusca; Gastropoda; Planorbidae
Exons: 4
Coding region: 190-867 (225 amino acids)
Source: RefSeq, a predicted model, not a curated record